CACCAGCCGCGCGCGGGGAUAUUUAGUAAUGGUUAUCGUUUUAUCAAAUGAGCUUCCGAGCACAUACGUGCGGGAGAAAGAGCACACCUCGACGCCUGAUCCGACGACCAGUUUACGUCGGUAGCGUCGACGCGUUUGAGGUAUAUCCCUUCGGAACCCGGUAGCGAAUUCGCGCGUCCCAGUUUUCCUGCCUUGAGCGCAGAGCGGCCGUUCCCUAUUCUCAUUCGCGGCACUCAACGUCGGCCAACGUCCGCUAUGUACGAAACAGUAAGUGAACGAUUUGUUCGAGACGUGAUUUGUUUCAAACGCGCACGCCGUAAUUUAAGCAGGAAACGAGCUGUCGCGGACUGAAAAGAAAUAUGGAAGUCAGAGACGCGAGAUAAAGUGUGCGAUACGAAUGUUAAUGCGGUAGCGGUACAAUUAACGAUUAUAAUGACGUGAGAGAAUAGUAUAUAGUUAUUCGCGCGAGGCGUAAGAGCCACGCGCGUGUAUGAACUCGGUUAGUUUUUCUAACUUCUUCCAUCCUGGCAUCACCUUACGGUGCGUCGCGUCGCGUCGUGUCGGGCACCUUUCGUUUCUUUUCUAUCGUCAUGUAUCUCACGGCACGCGAAACGAUAAGUGAAAGUUACCCUAAAUAUAUUAGGGACGAGAAGGAACUGGGUCUUGAUAACGUCGUCUUCCAAAUAGACGAGCCUCACGUCGGAAAUGGCGGGACGAGGUAUUAUCCUGGCAACUCGACAGUGGUUUUGGACGAGCAGAUCGGCGAGCCGGGAAAAGAGCGAGCGACAUGGAACAACAGCAUGGAAUUCCUCAUGUCGUGCAUCGCCGUGUCGGUCGGUUUCGGUAACAUCUGGCGAUUCCCGUUUACGGCCUAUGAGAACGGCGGUGGCGCCUUUCUCAUCCCGUACGUGAUCCUGCUCUUCCUGGUGGGUAAACCGUUCUACUUCCUGGAGAUGAUUAUCGGCCAGUUCUCCGGCUGCUCGUCCGUCAAAGUCUGGAGCAUGUCGCCGGGUUUCGUCGGAGUUGGAUGGGCGCAAUUCUGCUCGACCAUCGCAUUAGCGACCUACUACAGCUCGCUGAUGGCAUUGACACUUUAUUAUCUGAUUGCGUCCUUCUCUGCCGAAUUGCCCUGGGCCACCUGCCUUGAAGAAUGGGGUGAUGCAUGUGUUGAUUCGAGCACCAAGAGAAAUCACAGCGCGGACAGCACGACGGAGGGAAACGUCAAUGUUCUCAAUGAUUUCUUAAACAGCAGCGGUAAGCUUCAAAGCUCGGCCGAAUUAUACUUUUCACGAGUAGUGCUGCACGAGAAGGAGAACAUCGACGAUGGGAUCGGAUGGCCGGACUGGAAACUGACAAUGUGCCUUCUCGGUAGCUGGACGGCGGUUUGCAUGGUGCUCUUUCAAGGUGUAAAGAGCUCCGGGAGAUUUUCCUAUUUCCUGGCCAUUUUCCCGUACAUUGUGCUGAUCGCAUUGUUGGUUCGCGCGGUCACUCUGGACGGUUCGAUCAACGGGAUCUUAUACUUCAUCACACCAAAAUGGUCCAAACUCCUGGAGCCGACCGUCUGGUACGCCGCUGUGACUCAGUGUUUCUUCUCGCUCUCCGUCUGCUUCGGCAGCAUUAUCACGUACUCCUCGCAUAACAGUUUCAAGCACAACAUCUACAGAGACGUCAUGAUAAUUACUUCGUUGGACACGGUCACGAGUAUGCUGGCUGGUUGCACGAUAUUCGGGAUCCUCGGCAAUUUGGCGUAUGAGUUAGGGGUGGAAGAUAUAUCCAAAGUGGUCAGAGGCGGAGCCGGUCUGGCAUUUGUGUCCUAUCCCGACGCGAUCGCGAAAUUUAACUUUCUACCACAGCUGUUUGCCAUACUCUUCUUUUUUAUGAUGUUCGUCCUUGGUGUCGGUAGCGCGGUAGGAAUGACCACAGGCAUCAUCACGGUGAUAAACGAGCAGUUUCCCAAGCUGAAAACUUGGCAAAUCGUAGUUCCAACCUGUUUACUUGGUUUCUCAAUCGGCACGGUCUACGUAACACCGGGUGGGCAAUUUAUAUUAACUUUAGUGGACUAUUACGGUACGUCAUUCGUCGUUUUCAUCCUGGCAUCGUUCGAGAUGACUGGAGUGAUAUGGUUUUACGGCCUGGAGAACUUUUUGGAGGACUUUGAAUUUAUGCUGGAUCGAAAACCGAGCGUUUACUGGAGGAUAUGCUGGUUUAUAAUGACACCGCUGAUUCUGAUAACAAUCUUCAUUUAUACUAUAGCCACUUUGUCGCCUUUGACCUACGGCGGGACAUCGUUGCCGAGAUAUGCGCAUGCCGUUGGGUGGACGAUACUCUGUUUCGGUGUUCUUCAAAUACCGCUGUGGAUGUUGAUCGCGAUGUUGAAGAACUGGGAACUGCCGUUCAUGCAGAUGUUGAGGAAAGCUUUUGCACCCGCGAGCGGAUGGGGUCCACGAGAAGUGCAGCAACGCAAGGAUUGGAGGAUCUUCAAGGAAGAAAAAGCGAGAGAUCGGGAGAAGAGGAUCCAGCCUAUCUGGAAGCAAAUACUUUACAUUCUCUUAAAUAUGGAACCGAUAUAGAGCACGCAACUUCGUCUGGCUCGAGAUAUUUUAAAGUUGUUCGAGUUUUAUAGUCGUUUUUCUGCCGCGGCGGGAUCCGUGGCAAAAAAACCCAUGAAAUAAGUUAACAGAAAUAAAAGAUUUUUUUUAAUCCUUUAACUGCAUGCGGAUUUCCAACAAGCCAUCUUAUUUUCUAUUAUUUAAUGUAACGAAAUAAUUGAUAAAAAUAGCCAGAGAGAUGGUCAAAUUAUAUUCACAUUUAUAUUUUUUAAAAAUUAAAUAUAAGUAGUAUGAAGAAAUUUUAUCAAUCCGCAUAUAUUGCGUACCUAUUUAAUAGCGCAGUUAAGGGAUUAUACCUAGUUGUGUAUGCUUAAAGCUUAGCUUUCGCUAGUUUCCGUAAUUCAACCCUAUGCGUAAUGUUGCACUGUGUGCAAUGUGACAUAUGACAAAGAGCUGCCAAUAUUGUUAAGAAGCCUUUUAAGCGAUCGCCAUGCGAUUAUCACUACAUAUGAACAAUCCAAAUAACAAAUAAACAUAGUAAAAGUAA
This is a messenger RNA of Wasmannia auropunctata (little fire ant), 3096 nucleotides long. Its product is annotated as sodium-dependent nutrient amino acid transporter 1-like. Gene Ontology annotation, biological process: sodium ion transmembrane transport. Gene Ontology annotation, cellular component: membrane. Bases 591 to 2570 code for a protein of 659 amino acids. The record is from RefSeq and is a predicted model, not a curated record. Lineage: Eukaryota; Metazoa; Arthropoda; Insecta; Hymenoptera; Formicidae. The transcript is spliced from 9 exons. Gene Ontology annotation, molecular function: L-amino acid transmembrane transporter activity.